Peniophora sp. CBMAI 1063 is the source of this 372-nucleotide messenger RNA. Lineage: Eukaryota; Fungi; Basidiomycota; Agaricomycetes; Russulales; Peniophoraceae. The record is from the annotation of a GenBank genome assembly.
AUGGUUCGCUUGAUAACACACAACCUACUUGCAUGUCACGCGAAAGGAUGCACGACGAACAACUUCCCGCUACAAAUAAAAGAUGCUCAACUUGCGCUCCGUGAAGCAGAGUUCAACGCGGACUUUCUGCGCGGGUUCAUCCCAAGAUUGGAAUGGAGUGCGUUGGUCUCGGCGGCAAGAGAGUUGGGCGACGAGAGUUUGCCGCUAGAGCCGCCAGAGAUGCUCGAUGAUGAGUUUUUGCAGAAGCUGCAUCAUGUCUUGAUGGAGAUUCAUAUCGAGGAGGGAUCCAUGACGUGCCCGAAUUGCGGACAUGUAUAUCCCAUCUCCAGCGGCAUCCCAAAUAUGCUUCUCGCUGAGCAUGAGAUUGCAUAG